GUUUAGGUCAUAAUUAGGUUUUAAGUAAGUGACGAAACCAAAUUUUUAGUUUACUAUCAAACAUCAUAAAUGUGAGAAUUCAGAGUUUAAUAAUUGAAUACUUAUAUGUGCAAUUAUGGGUACUGUAACAAUAUUGGUCUUCGUAAUUACAAUGUUUACUCUCACGUCAGCAACAAGUCCUUUCUUUACAAGACUCUUCGACAGUAUAAGGUACCUAUAUGGAGGUAGGCCCACUACAACAAGACAAUCUUCUCCUGAUGUUACUUCAGUAAGAGACAGAUAUCUGUGCCCCUGUCCUGUACCACCAGAAGUGCAAGAGGAUCAUGAAAAACUGCCAAGUUCUGGAUUAUACCAAUCUGAAGAAUUGCAGGAGGAUCAUAGUAAAGGGCCGAUGCCAAGUGAUGAAGAGUACAAAUCUGUAGGAGUUCAAGAAAGUUAUAAAAAUGUGCCGAUACCAAGUACUGGAUCUUACCAUUCUAUAGGACUCCCGGGAAAUUAUAGAAAAGUACGAAGUGCUGAAUCUUACCAAUCUGUAGGAGUGCAUCCCAUAGAAGAGACCAAGUUCUGUCCCUGUCCUAACGAUGUAAGCGCUAUAAGAAAUGAGAUAUAUCCAAGAUUCGACAUGCCUGAAGCUGAUCCUCCAGAAACAUCUCCUCCACUCCUUCGUCGUCGUGGUAAUGAUUUCUUGUCAAGAGCUCUUAACAUUAUACCAAACGCAGCAAAAAGAAUUGUAACAGACGUUGAUAACCUCUUUCAGUAAUCUAAAUGAUAUAUUUAUCGGUAUAGUACUACCAGCUCUCUAAGACACUCAUUAAUAUUCAGCUCAAUGGGUGCUAUUGUUCGAUGUGUGGAAUUACAUAAACAAGGGAUCAUUUCAUAGAACGGCGUGGUCAGAUGGCGUGGUCAGAUGCUGGAACACCACGAGACGCCAAAAUACCUUGGCGUCCGUCUGGAUAGAACUAUGUCUUACCGAUACCAAUGUCAACACGUCAAGAAGAAGGUAAGUGCCAGAAAUAAUAUCAUCCGCAAGUUAACUAAUACAAAAUGGGGAGCACAACCACACACGCUCCGCACUUCUGCAUUAUGCAUUAUGUUUUUCGGCCGCGGAGUUUGGAGCACCAGUAUGGGCAAACUCUGCUCACGCAAAGAACGUCGACGUGGCUCUAAAUGAAACGGUUCGUAUAAUAUCGGGUUGCCUAAAACCGACACCUAUCGAAGAGGUAUACCCCAUAGCUGGGAUUGCUCCACCACCUAUCAGGAGAAAGGUCACGUCAGAGGUAGAACGAAAAAAGCAGGAGACGGACCGAAGACACCCCUUAUAUGACCACCAAACUCAGCCAAGCAGACUAAGAUCUCGGAAAAGCUUCCUGAAAACAUCAAGAUUCAUCCCCGAAGCGCCAGAAACGCGCCGAAUACACUUAUGGCAAGCGUCAGCUACCGCAACACAUUUUCCUCCCUCAGAGGAAAUGGCUGCUGGACACAAUUUACCGUAUCCGACUUGGAAAGCGCUAAACAGGCUAAGAACCGGCGUUUCACGUUGUGCUAGUAACCUAAAAAAAGGGGGAUACCAGGAGGACGAUAUCUGCGACUGUGGCGCGGUUCAGACCAGCCGGCAUCUACUAUCAUGCACAGAGAUGAGAGAAUCCUGCACAGAAGAAGACUUAAUUAUAGCAAAUGACAGGGCCAUCUAUGUGGCCAACCAUUGGAAAUACAGAAUUUAAAGUUGUUGGUGUUCCGGACACGGAAAGUAAGUAAGUAUUUCAUAGAACAGGUAGAUCCUUUGUUUAUGAAAUUCCAUACCUACCUAGAACAGUGUCACCUUUCUGAGCUGAAUACACAUGAGUUUCUUAGAUAGCUGGUAGUACUAUACACAUUUGUAUUUUCGGACAAUGCUUAAAUAUUAAUGUUUUAAAACACAUGUAAAAUAUUAACAUGAUUAAUAUUGUAAAUAAUGUACUCGCUUCGGCGGUACAUAUACUAAAAUUGGAACGAUACAGAGAAGAUUAGCAUGGCCCCUGCGCAAGGAUGACACGCAAAAUCGUGAAGCGUUCCACAUUUUUGUGCU
This is a messenger RNA of Diabrotica virgifera virgifera (western corn rootworm), 2065 nucleotides long. RefSeq lists its product as uncharacterized. The transcript is spliced from 2 exons. Bases 116 to 760 code for a protein of 214 amino acids. The record is from RefSeq and is a predicted model, not a curated record. NCBI's taxonomy places the organism in Eukaryota, Metazoa, Arthropoda, Insecta, Coleoptera, Chrysomelidae.